Guyanagaster necrorhizus is the source of this 1904-nucleotide messenger RNA. RefSeq lists its product as uncharacterized. Lineage: Eukaryota; Fungi; Basidiomycota; Agaricomycetes; Agaricales; Physalacriaceae. Gene Ontology annotation, molecular function: protein binding. The record is from RefSeq and is a predicted model, not a curated record. The transcript is spliced from 3 exons. The coding region runs from base 232 to 1818 and encodes 528 amino acids.
UAUGCAACCUCAGUAUUGAGUCGAAGGAGUGAUACCUUGCAUGCAAUGUCAUCUUUCCGACUAAAUACCCGUCUCCGAAGAUGGCCACAUAAAUACCCGAUCAAUGGUAUCUCCAUGGAGCUUUGAAACCAGAACUGCAGUCAUCCGUGAUUGUUACGAGAAUUCAAGGAGUUAAGAAAAGGCCUGCGCUGAGAGGUUAGACUUCUCAUCCAUAUCUCUCGUUUACUCCCAAUGAUGGCGCCUUGGUCUGUGUUUCGGAGGUGGGCGAAAGCCGUGGAAGGUGACACGAAGCGCAACAAUAGUCGCCGCUCCAGCGUUUUCAGUCAGUCCUCGUCCACUUGGAUUCGGUUCACAACUACCGUGGUUCCAAGCACGCUGGUCAAUAUCUGUCCAAGUAUCAAGGUCGAUUCUUGGACUACCAAGGGCCGCCUUUUCCAAUCCAAGAAACGUCGCUCCAGACAGAAGCACGAAUUUACUUUCGUGUGUCCUAUCAGCGGCCAACCUCCGGAUGUGCAGAUUUUCAAACUACCCCCCGAACUCCUCUUCCAGAUCUUCGAAGAAUGUUGCUUUUCGGAGCAUCCCCAUACCAUACUUCGUAUAUCAAUGGUGUGCUCAAGAUGGAGAGAUAUCUGUCUGAGCUUACCUCAUAUAUGGUCUACUAUCGGUAUCCCCAUCGAUGUCCAACCUCGCAAAAUACUCAAAAAACAGCGAGACAUCGUUAAUCUCUAUCUCCAGCGCUCGAAUACAUCACCACUAUCCAUAAUUCUCUAUUCUCGAUCUGGCACGAUCAAUAAGGACACUAUGCGCGCCUUCGUAAUCUGGUUCGAACCUCUAAUUACCCUCCUUCGUACGCAGGCACACAGAUGGCGUACGAUGGAGGUCAGAGCCUAUUUUCCGACUGGCUCAUAUUAUCAUCUCUUUGCUCCUGGAAUAGACCUGGGGAUGCUCGAGAGCCUAAGAGUUCACGAGACCGAUAAUUCCUUCCAUCUUCAUCGUUUCCCAGGAUUCUCCACCGCCGCCAAACUCCAGACUGUCCAUGCUUCCAAGACGCCCUUCUUCGCUCACGGAUCCACCACCUUCCCCGCGUCCCAGAUUCGUACCCUAGUGCUAGAAGACAUGAUGCUAUACUUCACCACACCUGACAUCGUCGCCUCCUUCCCGAAUGCGACGGAUCUGACAAUCAUUCCUCAUACGACAAUCUAUGGGCACACUCGCUUCGCUCCCAGCAGCAUUCGACGCAUGGGAAUCACAUCCCUGACGUUAUCCGUGUUAUGCUCGCCUAUCCAACUGACGGACAUAAUGUCACGCAUGGAACUGCCUAAUCUUCGGACACUCGCACUUGUCUCCGGUCCCCGAAAGCAGUCCCGCCGCCGCUUUGAUCCGUCCUGCUUUGAUCAUUUAUUCCGACAUUCCGGAGAUUCACUCCGCCACCUUAUCGUUGACCGUGUCCCCAUCCUAUCGGGGGAUAUAGCGGAGCUCGUGCGGAAGAUUCCUGAGCUGGAGAAGCUAGUCGUGAGGGAGAGCGACUUUGGCCAAGAAGACGAUUAUUGUUCGAUCUCGUCAUCGCGUGUUCGGAGGAUCCUGGAGGAGGCGCCGCAUCUCAAAGACUUGGAACUAAUAUACCGGAAGAGGGAGCGUUGUGAGGCAGCGGUUACGGAGGCAAGGGUUAUGGAUGUUAUCGAAGAAAGGAUGUAUUCGCAUAUGCCUUUGAGGUGUUUGACCCUUGGCGUUGGGACUGCACAUCUCUUUGCGGAAUCGAGCUUGAUUCGUUGCCGGAUGAAGGUGUUGAGAGAUGCGGGGCUAGGGUACUGUAGCUGAUGUAGGGAUAAACGGAUCAUACUCCUGUGUCAGCCGGAUUGUUAUUUUUAUUUUGCUGUCCAGGUCAAGAAUGAUGCAUGAUGAGC